Messenger RNA from Telopea speciosissima, 2569 nucleotides. RefSeq names its product probable LRR receptor-like serine/threonine-protein kinase At3g47570. Gene Ontology annotation, molecular function: protein binding; protein kinase activity; ATP binding. The record is from RefSeq and is a predicted model, not a curated record. The transcript is spliced from 3 exons. NCBI's taxonomy places the organism in Eukaryota, Viridiplantae, Streptophyta, Magnoliopsida, Proteales, Proteaceae. Gene Ontology annotation, biological process: protein phosphorylation. The coding region runs from base 1 to 2148 and encodes 715 amino acids.
AUGGUAGUACUUCAUCAUCAACAUCUUAUUCUUCUAGUAGUUUUCAAUUUUCUCCUCCUCUUUGCUGCAGAAUCAGUCACCUUGGAUACUGAUCGACUUGCUUUGUUGGAGUUUAAGAAACAAAUAACUGAUGAUCCGUAUGGAGCACUGAGUUCUUGGAACGAUUCCAUCCAUUUCUGCAACUGGGUUGGGAUUACAUGUGGCCAUCUUCAUCCACAACAGGUUAUCAACUUGGAUUUACAAGGGAAGGGUUUGGGAGGAAGCAUAUCUCCUUCCAUAGGGAAUCUCACUUUUCUUAGUCUCCUCACCAUUUCAAACAAUAGGUUCCAUGGUCAAAUCCCUCAAGAAAUUGGUAAUCUCAAUCGACUACAAAUCAUUAGCUUUGCUAACAACACUCUCGGAGGAGAACUUCCUACCAGCUUGCCCAAUUGCACUCGUCUAAGGGAAAUUUACUUCUUCCAUAACAAUCUUGUCGGGAAGAUUCCUGUUGAAUUAUUUACGUCUUUGUCAAAGCUGGAGAUAAUUUCUAUUAAUGAAAAUGACUUAACAGGAGAAAUACCAGCUUCUUUUGGGAACAUUUCCUCCGUCCGAGUUAUCUCUUUGGCUGGAAAUAAACUUCAGGGGAGCAUUCCAGAUUCCUUUGGUCAAUUAACAAAUUUAUUCUAUCUAUCACUUGGUCUAAACAACCUAUUUGGUAUGUUUCCUGUCUCACUAUACAAUCUCUCAUCUCUUCAAACAAUUGAUAUCGUACAAGGCCAAGUGCAUGGGAGCCUUCCACGAGACAUAGUCCUCACUCUUCCAAAUCUCCAAAUUCUAUUAAUUGCAGAGAACCUUUUCUCAGGUAGCAUUCUGGGUUCCAUCUCCAAUAUUUCAACAAUCAAAGUACUUGAACUCGGUUCCAACAGUUUUGUUGGAUCCAUCCCAAACAAGUUAGGAGAUCUUCAAAAUCUUCAAUUAUUCCUAAUUGAUCAAUUUGGAGGAGGGAAAGUUGAUGAUUUAGAUUUUGUUAAUCCUUUGGUCAAUUGUACACUUCUAGAACUUUUAGACAUUGAAGGUAAUAGUUUUAGGGGUCUCAUUCCCAACUUUAAAGCCAAUCUCUCAACACAGCUCUCAAUACUUCAUUUAGGAAUGAAUCAAAUAUCUGGAAACAUUCCUGCUGGGAUUGAGAAUCUUGUCAACUUAACCUCAUUGGCCAUGGAGCAAAACUUUCUCGAAGGUAAUAUUCCAUCUGUCAUCGGGAAACUUCCAAAGCUUCAAAGAUUAUUCUUGGGUGAUAAUAGGCUUUCAGGACAAAUACCUUCCUCUAUAGGCAAUCUCACUAAUUUGUAUGAACUCCAUUUAGAAAACAACAACUUGAAUGCUAGCAUUCCUUCUAGCAUUGGAAAUUGUCAACACUUACAAUCAAAAAGUAAACCUCCAUCCACACCGUUAAUCGGCGUUCAGUUCUUAAAGCUUUCUUAUAGAAAACUCUUCCAAGCUACUGGAGGAUUUUCUCCUGCUAAUUUCAUAGGUUCCGGUAGUUUUGGCUCUGUAUGCAAAGGGAUUAUAGACCAAGAUGAAACAAUUGUCGCAGUCAAGGUACCCAGCCUUCAAAAUUCAAGAGUUGACAAGAGCUUUUCGGCUGAAUGCAAAGCAUUAAGAAACAUUCGACAUCGAAAUCUUGUCAAGAUUUUAAGUUCUUGUUCGAGUCUUGAUUCAAAAGGCAAAGAUUUCAAAGCCCUUGUUUAUGAGUUCAUGCCCAAUGGGAAUCUAGACAAUUGGUUGCAUCUACCAAUGGAGGCACAAUAUCAUUCAAGGAAUUUAAGCCUUCUUCAAAGAUUAAACAUCGCAAUUGAUGUGGCUUCUGCAUUGGAUUACCUUCAUUACCACUGUCAUGCACCAAUUGUUCAUUGUGACUUGAAGCUAAGCAAUGUUUUACUUGACAAUGAUAUGAUUGCACAUGUCAGUGAUUUUGGUUUGGCGAGGCUACUUCUAGAACCUGAUGACGAUUCAUCUCAGACUCAAACUAGUACCAUUGGGAUAAAAGGAUCUAUUGGCUAUGUUGCUCCAGAAUAUGGAAUGGGUGGAAGGGCAACUAUACAAGGGGAUGUGUUUAGCUAUGGGAUCCUGUUAUUGGAGAUGUUCACAAGAAAAAGGCCAACAGAUUAGAUGUUUAUUGAUGACUUAAAUCUCCAUAACUUUGUAAUAGCAGCUUUACCUGUACACAUGAUGCAAAUUUUAGAUCCAUCACUCCAACCCAAGGAAGAACAAAGUGAAGAAAUUGAAGAGGUUGCUAUCAAUAGGACUGAAGGUUCUAGUCAUAGGAUAGAUCAAUGGCAAGAUUGCAUAAAGUCAAUAUUUGAAAUUGCACUUCAGUGUUCAAUGGAAUCUCCAGGAGAACGUAUGAACAUGAAUGAUGUUGUGAGGGAACUACAUUUAAUCAAGGGGAAAUUUUCUCAAAGCAAUAAUCUAUCAAUACAGAGCAACUGCGCCUAAUUAAAAGGUAAUUCUAAAUUUAUUAUCUUUGUAUUUAUUGUGUUGUCUUGGCUGCUUAAUGCUCAUGAAAACUGGGGAAAAGAAAGUUCUAUAU